This is a messenger RNA of Knipowitschia caucasica, 351 nucleotides long. The record is from the annotation of a GenBank genome assembly. Lineage: Eukaryota; Metazoa; Chordata; Actinopteri; Gobiiformes; Gobiidae.
AUGUCUCGUCCACAUGAAGUGUGUUUUUUCUCUAGCGGUGCAUUGCCCCUGGGUGCCUGGGAUGCCGGGCCAUCAUCACUCAGCAGAGGCCUAGCCCUGGAGCCGGGCAGCUCCAUCCCCAGAUUGUCAGAGCUGGCAGGGCUGUGGUCUGGGGCAUUCAGGUCUGCAGCAGCCCCUGAUGUGUCUCCAGCUCAGGAUGACUCGCUUGUUGCUCUUCGUAUAAACAUCAGCAACGAAAGCGAGCACAGAAUGACUGCAGUCACCUUCACUAUCAGCCUCCCGAAGACCAAGAGGCAGAUAAUGCUGACCUCAGGAGACGAGAAAGGGAUUUUAGGGAACAGCACCAAUUGA